This is a messenger RNA of Vitrella brassicaformis, 733 nucleotides long. NCBI's taxonomy places the organism in Eukaryota, Vitrellaceae. The record is from the annotation of a GenBank genome assembly.
CUAGCCAAGGCCUUCUUCACACCCCUUCUCCACGCCCUUCUCGAUCGCCUUCUCAAUAGUGAGUUUGAGGAAUUCAGCGGACAUCUCGCCGAUCAUGUGGGGGCGAGCCAGCGGUGCUUGGUGGCAACUGCUGGGCUGGUGGUGCGGUGAGUGAAUACUGGUUGGUUUCUGUAGCCUCUAACGCAUCCUGAUGACCACACACACAGAGAGAUGAACUAUAGACACUAUACACUACACACAUGUGCUUCUCGCUGUAUUCACCUGCAUCAGUGUGCCUACCAGUGAUGCGGCGAUUGAUUCGUGGUAGUCGGGAGUGUCCACACACCAUCCGUACUCGACACGGGCACGCUUGAUGAUGGUCAGUUGCUGAAAGCACACACACAACACACGGAACACAUCCAUAAGCACAAAGUGUUUGCUGUGCUGUGCUUUCUCACCUCGUCAAACGCAUCCAACAUAGACUUGGCAUACACAAAGCCCUUCUUGCCCGUGUGCUUGCUGGGCGUGAAAUCCAAUACCGACGCAAGCAGGGGGUUGUCGAUCGUCGUCUUCCACUUGCAUCGGGAUGCUCUAUCGUGCCGUUUUUGCUCUUGCCUUCGCUGAGGGGUGCGUGAAAGUGCGGACAGAACGUGAUGGGCGUAGUUUGACUACCAAGGUCAAGACUGACGGUCUGUUGCCAACCGAGAGGCGGAAAUGGCUGACGUUUUGAGCUCAUUUCGGCGGAAGACACCAG